AUUCGAAAGAAGAAAAUUUCAACUCAUUCUGGACGUAUGAACGAAGUGAUAGAAGACGAUUCAAGAUACUUCUCCGAAAGGUUGUUCGAUUCACUUUGCCGGCGGAGGAAUAUAACGAGUGAGGUGAUUAACAAAGCACAAUUUAGGGAAUUUUGGGACCAAAUUGCUGAUCAGAAUGUUGGUUCAAGGAUACAAACUUUCUUUGACGUGGUUGAUAAAGAUGGAGAUGGUCGAAUCACAAAAGAUGAAGUUAUAGAGAUUAUCAGCUUAAGUGCAUUAGACAACAAGCUACCCAAUAUACCAAAAAAAGUAGAUGAAUACGCAACAUUGAUCAUGGAAGAAUUAGACAAGGAUAAUAUUGGUUACAUCAUGAUUGAAAGCUUGGAGACUUUAUUGUUUCAAGAACCAACACAUAACGUGAGAGGAGAAAACCGAAACUUGAGCCAGAUGUUGAGCCAAAAGCUAAAAACACCCCACCCGUUAACAAAAUGGUAUGAAGAUUUGAAGUACUUUGUACACGACCAUUGGAAGAGAUGUUUGGUUCUUGUACUUUGGAUAGGAAUAAUGGCCGGUUUGUUUGCAUGGAAGUACAUCGAAUACAAAAACCAUGUUGUAUAUGAUGUAUUGGGGCCGUGUGUAUGUAUAGCUAAAGGUGCAGCCGAGACUUUGAAAUUAAACAUGGCGAUUAUGUUAUUACCAGUUUGUCGAAACACAAUUACUUGGUUGAGGAACACCAAGUUGGGUGUCGUAGUUCCGUUUGAUGACAAUAUUAAUUUUCACCAAGUGAUUGCAGUGGCGAUUGUGAUUGGAGUUGGGUUACACGCGAUUUCCCAUCUAGCAUGUGACUUUCCCCGAUUAAUCCAUGCAACCGAGGAAGAGUAUAAACCGAUGGAACAAUUUUUUGGGGAUCAAGCCGAGAACUAUUGGCAUUUUCUGAAGGAAGUAGAAGGGUAUACCGGAAUAAUAAUGGUAGUACUAAUGACUAUAGCUUUUACACUAGCUUGGCUAAGACAAGGCCAACUUAAAAUACCCUCGUUCUUUAGAAAAUUAAUGAAAUUUAACGCCUUUAAAUGCUCAAAGCGAUAUGAUGCAUUUGUAAAGAAAUUAACCGGUUUCAUUACUGUUAUAAACAAAUUCACGGGAUUUAACGCGUUUUGGUACUCCCACCACCUCUUUGUUAUCGUAUACGCAAUGCUUAUAGUUCAUGGGAUCAAACUUUACCUUAACAAAGAAUGGUACAAGAAAACGACAUGGAUGUAUUUGGCGGUUCCAAUCUUGCUCUACGCUUGCGAGAGAUUAAUAAGGACGUUUAGGUCACGUCUUAUUCCAGCCCAACUGUGCAAGGUGCUUGUUUAUCCCGGAAAUGUGUUGGCACUUCAUAUGACAAAGCCUCAAGGCUUCAAAUACAAGAGUGGUCAAUACAUGUUUGUCAAGUAUACUGCUAUCUCCCCAUUUGAGUGGCACCCAUUUUCCAUUACAUCUGCCCCUGGUGAUGACUACCUGAGUGUGCAUAUCCGAGCUGUUGGUGACUGGACUAAAGAUAUAAACAAAGCUUUUAAAGAUAAAUAUUCGUUGAAGGAAGGAAGUGAGAGGUAUAGCAUUGAUUUCAAAGGAGGAGAUCCAUGCAUUCCAAAAGUUUUAAUCGACGGUCCAUACGGUGCACCAGCAGCGGACUACAAAAAGUACGACGUCGUGUUGCUAGUGGGCUUAGGGAUUGGAGCAACCCCAAUGAUCAGUAUUGUGAAAGACAUAUUGAAUAACAUGAAAGCCAAAGAAGAAGAAGAAAAUUCAUUGGAAAAUGGUGUCAAAUUACAAAAGAAUAAAUCAGGUUCAAGAAGUACAAAGAACUUUAGAACAACACGGGCUUACUUUUAUUGGGUGACUAAUCAACAGGGUACGUUUGAUUGGUUCAAAGGAGUUAUGAAUGAGGUUGCUGAGAUGGACAAAAAUGGUGUUAUAGAGAUGCAUAAUUAUUGCACAAGUAUUUACGAGGAAGGUGAUGCAAGAUCUACUUUUAUUUCUAUGCUUCAAGCGAUCGGUUAUGCUAAAAAAGGUGUUGACGUUGUUUCGGAUACUCGUGUUAUGUCUCAUUUUGGUAAACCUAAUUGGCGGGAUGUUUACAUGCGAAUUGCUCUAAAUCACUCAUGUUCCAAAAUAGGGGUGUUUUAUUGUGGAAAUAUCGGAGGAAAAGAAGAGCUGAAACAAUUAGCUUCAGAUUUCUCGCACAAAACAUUAACCAAGUUUGAGUUUCACAAAGAGAAUUUCUAAGAAGUUUUUAUUUUUAUUUUUUGUGAUAUGUCCCUUCGUUUAUUCUCACCCCUUUAUCAUGUUGGUUGGUUGGUUUGUUGUCAUACAUAUAUAUACACACACACACUAUAAUGCAUACAAGGAAGCAAACUUGCCAUAUCAACCUUUGUAGACGAAAAAACCACUUCGUUUUUAAGCUUC
Molecule: messenger RNA, 2448 nt
Organism: Helianthus annuus (common sunflower)
Lineage: Eukaryota; Viridiplantae; Streptophyta; Magnoliopsida; Asterales; Asteraceae
Product: respiratory burst oxidase homolog protein C
Exons: 12
Coding region: 37-2268 (743 amino acids)
Cellular component (GO): plasma membrane
Molecular function (GO): peroxidase activity; calcium ion binding; NAD(P)H oxidase H2O2-forming activity
Source: RefSeq, a predicted model, not a curated record